AUGUCAGCCCUUCCUCCAGCAAAACAGCUCGACAAUGCCUCUGCAACAGCUCCUUCUCCUUCCAACAACAACAACAACAACCCUGUUAACGGCCAACCUGCCCAAACUGCUUCAGCAGCAUCAACAGCUGUGAAACAGGACCAACCAUCCAAUAACAACAACAACGCUAACGCGAACAACGCAAACAACAGCCCUUUAACAGGUUCAUCAUCUACUGCUAACGCUGGUCUACAAGGCGCUCAUGCCCAAAACACCGUUCCUGUUUCAAAUCAAAACAACCAGGGCUUGCAACAUCCUGGUCAACAACAGGAGGAUCAGUACAGAUAUGCUCAACAACAACAACAACAGCAGCAACAAUAUUCUUAUUACUAUCAACAACAGCAGCAACAGCAACAACAACCUAUGUACAACUCCCAAUUCCAAAGUUCAUACCCUUCUUACUACCAAUCUGCUCUCGGAUCAACUCCUAUUAACGCUGCAACUGCUGGUGGUGCUACUGCUGGAAAUGCUCAAUACAAUCAAGCUUAUCCAGAUUAUAACUAUCAAAGAUAUAGUUAUGUUCAAAACUAUGCUCCUCCUCAUCAACAAUCCCAACAAUACUACAAUUCCCAGCCUUCAAUUAAUUCCACCCCUUCCCAAUCGAAUCAACAGUCUAAUGCUACUAGUGCUCAAACCGCUUCCACUUCUACUGCUCCAACUACUGCUCCAACUGCUCCUGCUACCACAACAUCAGCUACUUCAAGUGCAACUCCAAUUCCUCAACAAACAAUGGCUUCAAUUCCACCUCAAACUUAUUCUACCCAGCCAACUUCCACUGUAGGUCAAAUUCAACCUGUUGGCUCAAGACCAAGAGUAACAACAACUAUGUGGGAAGAUGAAAAAACAUUAUGUUAUCAAGUUGAUGCUAAUGGUGUCUCAGUUGUGAGAAGAGCUGAUAAUAAUAUGAUCAAUGGUACCAAAUUACUAAAUGUGGCUCAUAUGACUAGAGGUCGUAGAGAUGGGAUAUUGAAAAGUGAAAAAAUUAGAGAUGUUGUUAAAAUUGGUUCAAUGCAUCUAAAAGGUGUUUGGAUUCCUUUUGAUCGUGCUCUGGCUAUGGCUCAAAGAGAAGGUAUUGUCGAUUUGUUAUACCCAUUGUUUGUCAGAGAUAUUAAACAAGUUAUUCAACAAGGUUCAACUACUCAACCAAACGCUAAUCCUCAAUGGCAAUAUCCUCCUGUUCCACAAUCAGUUCCAGGCACAAAUUAUCAGCAACAACAACCCCAAUUACAAUCAGCAUAUUCAGCACAAUCAGUACCACAAACUCAAUCACAAACACCAACUCAACAACAACAACAAUCUCAAGCUCAAUCUCAAUCCCAAGGUCAACAACAACCAGCACAGAAACUUUCACCAUAUUUAACACCAACUUCUUUAUCAAAUGCAUCAUUACCACAAGACAAUAAAUCAAAUGUUAUCGGUAAUGCAACUAAUACAUCAACUGGUAAUUCAAACGCACCAACUUCAAGUGUUCCACCACAACAACAACAACAAAAUUAUUAUAACACCCAGUAUCCAAAUUAUUAUCCAUAUCAAUACGCAACUACUGGUGUUUCAACAGGUCCACAAAUCCAACAACAACCUGCUCAAGCUCAACAAAAUGGAAAUGUACCAAUGUACCAAUAUCAACAAAAUUAUGGAUAUGGUUAUUUACCACAAUAUGGCCAAGCUGGUUCAAAUGAUGAACAAAAAUAG
Messenger RNA from Hansenula anomala, 1731 nucleotides. RefSeq names its product Phd1p (gene PHD1). Bases 1 to 1731 code for a protein of 576 amino acids. The transcript has a single exon. Gene Ontology annotation, cellular component: nucleus. NCBI's taxonomy places the organism in Eukaryota, Fungi, Ascomycota, Saccharomycetes, Phaffomycetales, Wickerhamomycetaceae. The record is from RefSeq and is a predicted model, not a curated record. Gene Ontology annotation, biological process: positive regulation of transcription by RNA polymerase II. Gene Ontology annotation, molecular function: DNA-binding transcription factor activity; sequence-specific DNA binding.